This is a messenger RNA of Ogataea philodendri, 582 nucleotides long. RefSeq lists its product as uncharacterized. The record is from RefSeq and is a predicted model, not a curated record. Gene Ontology annotation, biological process: regulation of alternative mRNA splicing, via spliceosome. NCBI's taxonomy places the organism in Eukaryota, Fungi, Ascomycota, Pichiomycetes, Pichiales, Pichiaceae. The coding region runs from base 1 to 582 and encodes 193 amino acids. The transcript has a single exon.
AUGAAGCUGGGAAAGGUGAAAGUGCAAAAAACGUCUGCUUUUGGCGACGAUUCGGACGAGUCCACAGAGGAGUCUUCGAAACAGUAUGUUCGUAAGGACAGGUCUGAUUUGGACUCGUCAGAGUUCCAGUACGACGAAGUGUACGAGUCUUUUAAACAGCCAGUGCAGUCCAAACAACCUGCCUCCAAUUCGCCUAAAAAACCAAAAUACAUCGCCAAGCUAUUGGAGAGUCGCAAAUUACGUGAAAUGGAACAUCUGCAACAGCAGCAGGACCGUAUCGACCGCCAAAACCAGGACUCAGAGUCCACCGAGGUUUUUAUUUCACAGUCUUAUAAAGAAUUCAAGGAGCAGGUGGCUGAAAAGCUUGGGAAAUCCACAUCCAUCAAACAAACUGUUGUUGGAGCCCCAAUUCAUCACGAGCCAGUUGAAUCCGUCGAUGGAACUCCAUCAAAGGUUCAAUCCUCCGUCGAAAAAGCCAUUAAAGAUCUAAUCGUCUCGAAAAUCACUCCGCAGGAACUAGAGGACUACAAAAAGCGGUACUUUGACCGCCUACACAACCAUAAUCAAACAUAUGCAUCAUAA